Vitrella brassicaformis is the source of this 2799-nucleotide messenger RNA. NCBI's taxonomy places the organism in Eukaryota, Vitrellaceae. The record is from the annotation of a GenBank genome assembly.
GGCUUCUCAAACUUCAUCCGCAGAAGACCACUCGGCGAAAGUCUCCAACUCGAUGCCGUUGUCUAAACGCUGACGUGCGGUGAUGUCAUCAAUAGGUCUUGACCCACCAUUCUUAACCAGCUCCCCUCACCGUCCAUGGACGCACCCAAAAAUCGGUACAUGACCCACGCACACAUGCAUACUUACUGAUAAAUCGCGCUCUCUCUCUCAUUUUCUCUUUCCCUCUCCCGUCGCUUGACCCACUCCAUUCACAGGCCACUCUGUGUGAGUGUGCAUGUAAACACGCGCUUGUCAACGGCCUCGUUUAUGUGACAUGACGCUAUGCGGCUGUGGCCUCUCUCUCGGCCUCUCUCUCCAUCUCGUCUUCUUCUGGCGUGAGCAUCUUGUAGUCACGCCGCUUGCGCAAUAUGUCGUCAAGCUCACCCCUGCACACACACACACAUAUCGCCAAACAUGGGGGCCGGGGAUGCAUCAUAUUAUUCUCAUUGCCUCCCUGAGUGGGUGGGGGAGUGGGUAACCAACCGACUGACCUUGAGAAGUUUUUGAGCCAUGGGUAGAAUCGGGCUCGUCCUCUGGGCGGCUCCGUCAUGUAGUCGGUGAUGGCCAGAUCGACCGCCACCAACUGCACGUCAGCAUCGCUCCACUCCUGAACACAGACACGUAUUAAUACGGGGGCACAGGUAUCUGUGUGUGGCGUGUGGCUUGCCUGGCAUCUCUCCUUGACAAGGUCGAUUGCGAGAGGGACGACGUCGAUCAUCUGCUUGACGUAUGCGUCGUGUGUGGGCUCUCCCGUGAACUGCGGCACGAUGUCGGCCAGCCAUAUCAGGCGGUCCUCCGCACUCACGUCAUCGCUCAGCUGGCCAAGCUUCAGCCAGAAAUCCUUGCUGGGGGGCUCCAGGCCAAGACCUUGCCUGUGUCCGUGCAUCAUUGAACCAAACAAAGCGAACACACAACAUACAACAUGCACGCUGUGUGUCUGUGGACGCAUGGCUGGGUGCACUCAUGCCAUCCACUCACCUGAGUGCGCUUUGCUGUGCCUCGGUGUUUUUCCAUUGAGGCGCGAGCAGGGAGGCCAACUUGGCGCGCAGGGGGGGCGGGAAAGUCACCGGAUUCAUUUCCUGCACACGCAGAGAGGCAGGCAGGCAGGCAGGCAACAUGCCUUUGCACACCCACCCAUGCAGAACUGCGCCCUACCUACCUUGAGAACCCGGUAGAUGGAGGGCACCCCCUGCAGACAUAGCACACAGCCAAUCAUACGGGUAUACUAGAUUGAUGGAUGGAUGGAUGGCUGGAUGGAUGGCUGGAUGGAUGGCUGGAUGGAUGGCUCUGUCUAUUUUACUCAUUACCUUGACAGCAUCGACAAAACUCUCCUGCUCGCUCUCGGUGUCGGCCCUGUUGAAGUCGCGUGUGAGUCGCGCCACGACCAGCUGCCUCUCUGCGUCCUCCAGCUCACGAGCCGUCCACAGCUGACCCAUCAUAGCCUCAUAUGGGUCCUCUGUGUGGUGCGGAGGCAGCCUCUGAGUUACACAGGCGCGUACACAGAGAGGGAGAUUGUGCUUCCUCGUUGGGCCUUGUUGUUUGACGGGCGUUAUACGACUCGGUGAGGUGGGUGACCGACUGAAAGUUUACCUUUGUGGCUUGGACGGCAUAGACGAAUCGGUCGGGGCUGCCCGAGAACAUAUUCAUCAUGCUCUCUGCCUCCCCCUGUGGCGUGACGUCGAACCCCUUGAGGUCCGCCCAGCCGUCCGACGCCGAGAAGCGGAAGAAACUGCCCGUUAUGUACAUGUGCUGCGCGUCGUUCAUCUGCUUCCACCACUCCAUCUGUAGUACAAUAUUGAUAUAUCACGCGCACACACGUGCAUGCACCAGAUGAAUGAUCCGAUCUUCGGUACCGACCGACCUUUUUGUUGACGGCUUCCUUGUUUGCAUUUCCGCCGGUGAAUGCCACGACGCAGAGGCCCCCCGGCUUGAGCACCCGCCAAGCCUCACGCAGCACCCGCCGCGGCUUGGUGAAGAACUCCAUGGCGUUGCUGAUAAGCACCACGUCGAAGCUCUCCCUCUGCAGGCCUCUCUCUCCAAUGGCAAUCCGGCGCUUGUGGUCGAUCCACCCCUCCUCGGAGUUCAGAUCCACCACGAACGACUCGGUCAGGGCGGGAUUGGCGUCGAGCUCGUCCUGGUUAAUGCCAAUGCCCACCACUCUCGCGUACUGGCGGUCUCCUGGGAGGUAGCUGUAGCUGCCCGCACCAAUGUCGAGCACCGAGAUGGCGCCACUUGGGAAGCAUCGCGCGUAGUGGUUGGUGAGUGCGAUGCGGGCCGGUUCGUCGAAGAAGGGUCGAAUGUCAGCUGUGGAGAAGAAUUCGAUGUCGCUGGUGUUGUCAGUGCGCUUGAACUGGUCCUUGCGGAACGGCCAAGCUGGAGGCCACUUCCACAUGUAUGGCUCUACCUUCAAACCUGACAGAGACGUCACAUCCCAGGCAUAGCAUACACACGGAUAUACGUGCACUGCAGUGACUGUCUGCCGCAUCCAUUGCACCCACAGCCACUCACUCACCAGGCUCGGUUUGGUUCUCUGGCGGGACAUCUGGGAAGUUGCCCUUGCCUGAGAAGUUGUUGAGCGACUGCCGGAUGUCGAAGGCCCUCAAAGCGGUUGCCUUGAGCCUUCGCAAGCCGCGGGAGGUGGGAGAUCUUGGUGCAGAGAGGGCGGGAGAGCGAGGUGUGAGUGGCGAGGGUCUGAAUGCACGGCUGACAUGAGUGAGGAAGAGGACAGUGAUGGCUGCUGAUGGAACCAUGAGGGGGGAG